AUGGGAUCAAUGCCCUCGCCGCAGCCGCUCGUGCUCCCCCCGGGCACCGACGCAGCGCACUUCGACGCCUACAUCAAGCGCGCCACCACCAUCGUCGGCGCCGAAAACGUAACUGUCAUCACAGGCGACAGUGGCAGCAACAACAACGAGCACUCCUCGCUGUCCAAGUCGUCGUACCUCGACCCGGCCAAGGCGCACGACAUGUUCCACGUCUUCGACAAGGACUACUUCGUGGCGUCGGUGGUCGUGGCGCCGCGCAAGGUGGCCGAGGUGCAGGCGGUGAUGCGGCUGUGCAACGAGUUCGCGAUCCCCGUGUGGCCCUUCAGCGCGGGGCGCAACGUCGGGUACGGCGGGGCGGCGCCGCGGGUACCCGGAAGCGUGGGGCUGGACGUGGGCAGGAAUAUGAACAGGGUGCUGGACGUCGACGUGCGGAAUGCGUGCUGCCUGGUCGAGCCCGGCGUGACGUACACGGAUCUGUACAACCAUCUGGUCGAGAACGGGCUCGAUGAUAAGCUGUGGGUUGAUGUGCCCGACCUGGGGGGCGGGUCGGUGUUGGGGAACUGUAUCGAGCGUGGGGUUGGGUAUACGCCUUAUGGGGACCAUUUCAUGAUGCAUUGCGGUAUGGAAGUCGUCCUUCCCAACGGAGAACUCAUCCGCACGGGCAUGGGAGCCAUGCCGAACCCAACUUCAUCGUCAUCAGCUGCUAAUGGGGGCACGCCCGACGAGGAGCCCGGCAACCGAUGCUGGCAGCUCUUCAACUACGGCUUCGGGCCGUACCACGACGGCAUCUUCUCGCAGAGCAACUACGGAGUCGUGGUCAAGAUGGGCAUGUGGCUGAUGCCCAACCCGGGCGGCUACCAGCCGUAUCUGAUCACCUUCGAGCGGGACGACGACCUGCCCCAGAUCGUCGAGAUCAUCCGCGAGCUCCGCCUCGCCAUGGUGCUCCAGAACGUGCCCAGCAUCCGGCACAUCCUGCUCGACGCAGCGGUGCUCGGCACCAAGAAGUCAUACAAGGACGUCGACCGGCCGCUGACCGAAGAAGAGCUCGUCGAGAUCCAACACCAGCUCGGCCUCGGGCGCUGGAACUUCUACGGGGCGCUGUACGGGCCGGCCGUGGUGCGCGACGCGCUGUGGCAGGCGGUGAAAGCGAGCUUCGGGCGCAUCGCCGGGGCGCGCUUCUUCUGGCCCGAGGAAGGCAAGACGUCGCCGGGGGUGCUGGACAUCCGGGCCAAGACGCUGCGCGGGGUGCCGACGGUCGACGAGCUGGCGUGGGUCGACUGGCUGCCCAACGGCGCCCACCUCUUCUUCUCGCCCAUCGCCGAGAUCACGGGCGAGGCUGCCGGCCUGCAGUACGCCGUCACCCGCCGCCGCGUGCUCGACGCCGGCUUCGACUUCUUCGGCACCUUCACCAUCGGCAUGCGCGAGAUGCACCACAUCGUGUGCCUCGUCUUCGACCGCGAGGACCCGGCCCAGCGCGAGCGCGCCCUGCGCCUGAUCCGCACCCUGAUCGAUGACUGCGCGAAGUAUGGAUGGGGCGAGUAUCGCACGCAUCUGGCCCUCAUGGACCAGAUUGCCGAUACGUAUAGCUGGAACGAUCAUGCCUUGCUGAAGCUGAGCGAAAGGCUGAAGGAUGCUGUUGAUCCUAACGGCAUUCUCGCGCCUGGAAAGAACGGCGUCUGGCCCAGCAACUACAAUAAGGCAGAGUGGAAGUUGACGGCCGAAUCGUCGGUGAAGAGAAAGUCAUGA
Lasiodiplodia theobromae is the source of this 1746-nucleotide messenger RNA. Its product is annotated as Vanillyl-alcohol oxidase. The coding region runs from base 1 to 1746 and encodes 581 amino acids. Lineage: Eukaryota; Fungi; Ascomycota; Dothideomycetes; Botryosphaeriales; Botryosphaeriaceae. Gene Ontology annotation, biological process: lactate catabolic process. The record is from RefSeq and is a predicted model, not a curated record. Gene Ontology annotation, molecular function: FAD binding; D-lactate dehydrogenase (cytochrome) activity; D-lactate dehydrogenase (NAD+) activity. The transcript has 3 exons. Gene Ontology annotation, cellular component: mitochondrion.